Molecule: messenger RNA, 1051 nt
Organism: Eucalyptus grandis
Lineage: Eukaryota; Viridiplantae; Streptophyta; Magnoliopsida; Myrtales; Myrtaceae
Product: fasciclin-like arabinogalactan protein 11
Exons: 1
Coding region: 155-910 (251 amino acids)
Source: RefSeq, a predicted model, not a curated record
UCCAAAAUGCUCAGAGUUCGAACCCAAAAUCUUUUCUCCUCUCUAACUGAAGCAGCAAUCACCAAAUUCUCUAUACCAGAAUUUCUUCUGUUAUUCUUGCUUUUCAACGCCUUUGUUUUUCGAGAAACUAGUUGGAAAUCAUCAUUUUCCUACGAUGAAGCAUCAAGUGGUACUUCCAUUUUCUUGCAUCGCAAUAAUAUUCCUCCUCCACAUCGCCCCCAUCACCGGCCAAGGUCCGGCCGGGGCUCCGGCUGCCCCCGCCAGCCCGACCAAUGUCACCGCAAUCCUCGAGAAAGCGGGUCAGUUCACCACCUUCAUUAGGCUGCUCAAGAGCAGUCUGGUGGGAGACCAGCUCAGCUCUCAGUUGAGCAAUCAGAAGUCGAACCAGGGCUUCACCAUAUUUGCGCCGACUGACAAUGCGUUCGCUAGUCUCAAAUCGGGCACGCUGAACAUGCUUUCCGAUCAAGAGAAGACCCAGCUAGUGCAGUUCCACAUCAUCCCUUCCGUCAUCUCGCUCACGCAGUUCUCGACCAUCAGCAACCCACUGCGGACCCAAGCCGGCAACACUGACAACGGCCAGUUUCCGCUCAACGUGACCACAUCGGGGAAUCAAGUGAACGUUACGACUGGGGUUGUGGCCGCAAGCGUCGACAACGCAAUAACUAGUAACAGCAAAUUGGCGAUUUAUCAGGUCGAUCAGGUGCUGCUUCCGUUGGCCAUGUUCGGGACGCCGGCACCAGCUCCAGCACCGGGGGCACCCAAGAAGGAAGUGCCGGUUCCAUCGCGUGCCCCAUCUGGAUCGGACAGUGCCCCUGUCGAUUCCUCCGAUGCAGUUGCCAAUACGUUUAACUCAAGGACAUUGGCUCCGUACGUCGUUGCUGCUACUUUGGGUGGAGUGCUGCUGUUUUAAAACCGAAUUUUUGUAUGAUACAUGAGGAUGGUCGGUCUCAUGAUUUUGUUUUCUUUCGCAUCUUGCGUUUCAGUUUCUUCUGCAAUGAGCUGUAUCAUUCAUUGAGUUUAUUCCUAAUGAAAAUCAUGCUUUGAAAAGGAA